This is a messenger RNA of Plasmodium knowlesi strain H, 2826 nucleotides long. RefSeq names its product conserved Plasmodium protein, unknown function. Lineage: Eukaryota; Apicomplexa; Aconoidasida; Haemosporida; Plasmodiidae. Bases 1 to 2826 code for a protein of 941 amino acids. The transcript has 2 exons. The record is from RefSeq and is a predicted model, not a curated record.
AUGAGCAUUUCCAUGCCUGAUAAUUCAGGGGAACAUUUGGCUAGCUCGGAUGGGAAAAAAAAAAAAAAAAAAAAAACACGCAAUGUAAAGGAUGAUGGGGGUGUAAAGCAGUGCCCCCCAGGUGGAUCCCCUGUGGAAGAGGCAACAAAAAAGAGGGAAAGAAAAAGGAAAAAAAAAGAAAAAUUUCAAAUUACCCCAAAUAGCCAAAAUAUCGAAAACAGUGAAAGUAGCCCCAAUGAUCUAAACAACAUUCGAGCCAAUGAAGGUGAGGAGGUAAAUGACCUAACGACACGAACGGAGGUCCCCAGUGAGGAUCCCCACACAAAUAAAAGUUUUGAAAAAAAAAAGAAGAAAAAGAAAAAUAGAAAAAAGAAAGGGGAAGGUGACGAGGAAGAAGCUGAUGGCGAAGGUAAAGCAGAAAGACAAAUGCCAAAGGCGCAGGAGGUAGCAGAAAAAAAAAUGGACCGACAACAACAAGUAGACAUAAAUAAAGUGAACAGAGAAAAAGAAGAUGAAAAAGAUGCCCAAGCACAUGGGGAGGAUAGUGUUGAAGAUGAAGCUCCAGGGACAGGAGGCUACAUUGUACAUGAGAGAGACCUUGGAGAGGAUACCACAGAUGCAACCCACAAAGGAAAUACAGAGAGUGCGGAAAUCAAAUCCAGCGUGAAGGAAACCAAAGAGGGAAGAGAAAACUGUAGACUCCAUAAUAGCAGUGCCAGUUGUAGCAGUGAUGCACAUGAAGAGACGCAGGUAAAACGCAACGAAGAGUAUAUACAACUGGACGAAGCAGAUAAUCAGGUUCAUCAAAAAAAAGAGAACGAAUUACAAAGUGGAGGAGAAGAAUAUCACAAGGAUGAAAAAGAGAAUAGGAACAUUUCGCAAGACGAGAUCAAUGGCGUGGGACAAUGUACAGAAGACACAUUCCUCGGAAUGGAGACCAAGCAUAGCUUAAGGGAUAAUAGCGACAAAAAAGGGGAAGAGCGGAAAAAGAAAAAUAAGAAAAACAAAGACGGUCAUAAGAAGAGGGAGUCCAAAAGGAACAAAGGGGGGAAAGCUAAAGAGAAAGGGAAAGAGGACUGGGCGGAGUGUAAAACGAUCGAGGUGGAGAAAGACAAAACAACCGAGGCGAAUAACGAAUCUGGACAUGCCAAAGGAGAAUCCACUGGAAAAAACGAAGAACUGCUUGUCGCACCAACGGGUGAAGUUCAAGAAAGCGUGGAACAUGCAAAUGACUCAAUCGCAAGGAUUAAUAGCAAGAAGGAGAACGAAUCGAACGGGGGAACAACGCCGAGAGGAGGCUCCUUACACAAAAUGUGCCUUUCGAACUGUGUGAAGCAUCUAGAAACCUACGAAAGCAAAGUAUGUGUAGCGAACUCCUUUCACGACAUAUCGAGCCCCGCAUCUGAGAACGAAGAGACCCAAGAGAGAAGCUACACGGGAGAAACCGCCAGCUACGGGGAAAAUAGGAAAAGCUUUGACCUACUGUCCUACAUCAAAAAUGGAAUAAAAAAUUAUGUAAAUAUGCUAAAGGAAGAAAACGUUGAGAUAUACGAAAGGAAAUGUGUUAAGGAGAUAAUAGCAUUUCACAAAUUAAAAUUAAAAUAUUUAAAAAAAAAAAAUAAUAAAAAUAAGCACAAUGUACAUGUGGAAAAUUUUACAUCGGAUUGUAGAUCGAACAUAUCGAGCAGCACUUCCGAAGAAGACAAGGAAGAAAUAAUUAGAAAUUUUGGGCGCUUCGAUUCUUUCACUUUGGGUCAGGCAGAAGAAGUUAGUAGCAGUAGCCCUACUACACAUAUCAAAAGCACGAAUAAGAAAAGCCCAAAUGAAAAUGCCCAUUUGCGGAAGAAAUCAAAUAAAAGUAAGAACCUCUCUUCUAAGCAGAUAGGUGGGGGUAGUGAAAAUAACCUACUUGGUAGCAUCACAGCGAUGGACCUGAAGAAGACCAAGACGCGAAGUGCAAAUAAAAGUUCCGACGAAUCGAGCCACGGAAAAAUGGACACGAAUUUUAUGAUGGAUAUGGAGGUGCAAAGUCAAAUGGAAGAAUUGGGUUGCGCAGAAAGUGCAAGGCAAGGUUUGGUACCCCCAAGCAAUGGGGCAAAGAUGAAAAAAGAGUGCCACCCCGCCACGACGAAAAUUAAAAACCUAGCCACCCAGAGUGAAGACCUUGAAGGAGGAGAGAGCCCCAAUAGAAAAAACGUGUUCGAAGCUCUGUUCCACUUUUACGCAAAAGAUAAAGGAAACGGUAAAGGAAAAAUAGAACCGGGAGGUAAAACGGACGAGGCGAUUUCUUACGCUAAAGGUAUGCACCUUGAGGCGUUUCUAAAUUUCUCGAAACAUUAUAAAAUUAUAAAAAGUUUAUUAACAAAGAGUGAGUUGGAGAAAAUUUUUUUAAAUGAAAGCAAAGGAAAUACAUAUAUCCAAGGAAGACAGUUUCAGAAGGUGCUAAUGUUAUGUGCACAAAUAGCAUUUACAAAACCACCACAUAGAGUCAAUUUCACAGACACGAAAAAAAUAUUCCAGUGUUUGAUCACAUGGCUUUGUAACAACGCACCUGAGCAACAGAAAAAAAUUAUUUUAAAAAGUUGCCAGCUACCCGACGCAUCCAUGAUAACGGAAAAUGGAAAAGCAACCGAACCGCAGAAGGCUGAAUUGAAAAGCUCAACGUUCCGAAAUAAACAAUAUUCCAUUUCUCUGAAAGAUAAAGGUAGGAAACCACCAAUAAAUAACAUUGUACUAACCAGUUCGCAAAAUUUUGAAACGCCAUCGAAGAAGUUGGAGAAGGCGAAAAUUUUCCGCUACAACACCAGUACCAAUUUACGCAAGUAA